AAACAGAACAUCUCCCUCGUGCUCUUGACGAUGCCAUAAUGGAGGCAAACUUAGCUGACCUCAACAUAAACAACAGUUCUUCAUUGGGGGAAGCUGAGGCUCCUGCAGCGGCUCCAGGGACGUCACCGCCCGAGGAAGCCCGAUCAACUGCCAAGCUUUACGAGUAUGAGCCUCUUGAGACAGGGUCGAUUCGUCUCCUCCUCCUCAUUGAAGGUGAUGGAGACGACGAUGACCUGGAAUGCGCGCUCAUACACUUUGAGCUCUCGGAAGCUGUUGAUUAUACCGCUCUGUCUUACGUUUGGGGCGAUGAAAGCAGCCCUUGCGCGAUUUAUAUCGGUGAUAACUAUUUACCCAUCACCGCCAAUCUCGAGGACGCGCUUCGUCAUUUAAGACGGCAAGAUGAGUCGGUAUGGCUCUGGGUUGAUGCAUUAUGUAUUGAUCAAGUACAUACCGAGGAGCGGAACCAUCAAGUACAACAGAUGCGCCAGAUUUAUGAAUCUGCGACGCAGACAAUCGUCUAUCUCGGUGGCCAAACAGGUGGCAAUACUGGUUACUCGGCCUGGAACUUUCUGGAACGCAACAGCACUUGGGCACUCAAUGAGUGUGGCGCGAAGGACUACACCCUCCCAGCAGAAAUAGAGGAUCUGGUUGACUUCCGCGGUGAACUUCACGACGUGUACCUCGACGUGUUGAGUCGCGACUGGUUCAGCAGAGUGUGGGUUUUCCAAGAAGUUGUCGUCUCCAAGGAGGUCAUAAUGCAAUGCGGCCAUCGUGGGGUUGCGUGGGAUGACUUUUGCAAGCUGGUGGUUCUGGAAAAGCGAGCACACGAUCGCUAUGGGCUGAGUCUUCAACAGCAGGACUUAUCGGACAAUUUACGCCGUAUCUGGCAAGCUCGUGUGGCCUUUCAUCUCGCCAAGGGCCAAGAGCACUACCUACCGGAUUGGUACAUACAAACGCUCAGCUCGAAUGACGCCACGACCGAUAUCCUCGACAUGCUCGUCCGAGCUCGCCACCUCAUGGCUUCAGAUCCAAGGGACAAGAUCUUUGCCCUCCUAGGUAUCAGUACGGGAUUCAAUUGGAGACAGCUUGAUACUAUCAACUACGCACGCCCUACGAGCAGCGUCUACGCGCAAUUUGCCAUGGACGUCAUGACCACCAGAAACGAUUAUCGACCCCUAAGUUAUCUAAACAGGUCAUCUACGGUCGAUUACCUCAUGGAACUGCAACGUCUCUGGCUUGCCGAACAAGACUACUGGCACAAGGUUAUAUCCGGCCAGAAGCCGUUUAGCGUGCAAGAUGGGGGGCUGCUCAAAAGAGACCCUGUCCUGGAAAUGACAGCACUUGACGAAUGCCGAAUCCACGGGAGGCGCUUGGCGCCUGAAUGCUACAAAUACAGGGACCACAAGCCAGUUUAUCUGCCAUCCUGGGUCCCGACUUGGCAUUGCAUCCACAUGUCAACAUUUGAGCCCCGAGCCAUCAUCGAAGUUGUUGAGAAGCAGCCGUCUUCCUCAGUUAGGGCUAAUGAUUACCGCGUCUUACUAUCAACGGGCGCUUUCGCGGUCCACGGUCGUGUUAUAGGAGAGUUACAUGAAGCUAUAUCGCCGGCUUCGGUAUUGGGCAAUGAUGAGCUGGCCUUUGAGGAGCUCAAGCGAAAAUGGCGACGAAGCUCAGUCUACCAAAAGCAUCCUCUAGAGGCUCAAAUACUGACUUUGUGGGCUCAUAUGCUUGAUCUGACGGCUGUAAAAGGGCUCCACGUCCCUCAUGGUGUUCGGAUCAACAUGGUACAUCAAUCGCCGGAGCUACGGAGAAGGGAAGACUAUGAUGUGGACAACAUACUCAGGCAUUCACCAGGAAGCCUGGGCAAGUCAUCAAGUACAUCCUCCUUCUUGGAAUUUCUGGACUUGAAGACCUGCCCACCCAAAGUCGGAUCAAUCGAAGCCCACCUCGUCGCUCGAGCUCGCAAAACAGCCGAAUGGUCAGAUACAUCACAGCCAACCUUUAAAAGAGUCAACGACCCAGAGUCCAUCAUCGACCAACGAGCCAUCGGGGUCUACCAGUCCCGGGAUGUAUUAGAUACACCAGAAGGCCCAAAUUCAUGUCCCGUACUUCUUCCAGCCUCCGCCAGAUUCGGCGACUUGAUUGCAUACUUCCCCGGAGCCAAGGUUCCCUUUCUCGUUCGCCCCAAUAUGUAUUCCCCGCUUCGGGUAGCCGAGAUGAGGAAUUUGAUUCCGUCUGGGGCCCUCCCGUUUUUGAAUGACCAGGAGAUGUACAUGGGGUGUGAGCUCAUCGGCGAGUGCUGGAUUAAUGAGUUUGAAGAUAUUGUCUCAAAGGGCAAACCGAGCUGUGUGUUUGGUUUGCUAUAAGCUUAUUUCACUGAAAAGAAAAUACAAAAAAAAUAAGAUC
This is a messenger RNA of Fusarium vanettenii 77-13-4, 2403 nucleotides long. RefSeq lists its product as uncharacterized. Lineage: Eukaryota; Fungi; Ascomycota; Sordariomycetes; Hypocreales; Nectriaceae. The coding region runs from base 39 to 2363 and encodes 774 amino acids. The record is from RefSeq and is a predicted model, not a curated record. The transcript has a single exon.